This is a messenger RNA of Rhodamnia argentea, 890 nucleotides long. Its product is annotated as LOB domain-containing protein 4-like. The record is from RefSeq and is a predicted model, not a curated record. The coding region runs from base 177 to 671 and encodes 164 amino acids. NCBI's taxonomy places the organism in Eukaryota, Viridiplantae, Streptophyta, Magnoliopsida, Myrtales, Myrtaceae. The transcript has 2 exons.
UCAGCAAAACCUUCAGCUCCCCCUCUUCUGCUACUUUCUUCUUCUUUUUCUUCUUUCUAUCUUUCUUUCUUCUUGUCUCUGUUCAUACAUCUUUAAGCUCGCGUUACCACCAUAGUUCGGUUGCAAUUGUCCUAUUAUCCGUUUGGCUUAAUCUCCUAAAGAACGAGAGGAAGACCAUGAAAGAGAGUGGAAGAAAACAAGGAGCGCUGUCGCCAUGCGCAGCGUGCAAACUGCUCCGGAGGAGAUGCGUUCAAGACUGCGUGUUCGCUCCUUACUUCCCAGCCGACCAGCCCCAGAAAUUCGCCAUCGUCCACAAGGUCUUCGGCGCGAGCAACGUCAACAAGAUGCUACAGGAAUUACCAGAGCACCAGAGGAGCGACGCAGUGAGCUCGAUGGUGUACGAAGCAAACGCGAGGAUGCGGGACCCCAUAUACGGCUGCGUAGGGGCCAUAUCGUCGCUUCAGCAACAGGUCGACGUGCUGCAGAACCAGCUCGCGCAGGCACAGGCCGAAGUCGUCCACAUGCGCAUGCAAACGCAUCAGUUCCCUUCGGCCUCGGGCUCAGCCGCCGCUGCCGGCAGCUCGCGGGGGGACAACUUGCGCUCCCGGCGGUCGUAUCUUCCCUUGAGCGAGGUUGAUCAAGCGGAGGUCGAGGACUCUUUGUGGUCAUGACGUGAAUUAUUUCUGAUGCUGCCCGCACUUUACUCAUCCAUUGUGUGCGGAUCUUCUAAUUUUUGCUUACUAGCUAAAGCUAUAAAGUCGUGGUUCUCUAUCGUCCCCUCCGGGUUCAUCAGAAUGUAUAGCAUUGGAGACGUUUUUGACGGGUGUUAAACUUAUCCAUGAUCAUGUGUAGAGGUUUGGUCUGUGGUUUCAGAAAGGCAUCAUUUGUCU